AUGUCUGAGAACUGUGAUUCUCCACCCCAUUCUAACACUUACUCUCAAUGUCUGCCAGAUAAAGAUAGAGCCUCGUCUGAACCACGUUUGCUGCCUCUAUUUCCGGUAGAGGUGCCAGAUGCCCAUCAUGAUCUGGUUUCAGGUUUUUGUCAGGCUCAAAUGCAUCAAAUGGUGCUAGAAGUACUUCUGACACGAACAUCUGAAAUACAGGGAAUAGCACCUGCGUCCGUAGACUGGUGGGACAUACUAAUGACGAGGAGCUUUAGAAAUAUGGAUGGGUUGGUACUUAGGACUUGCCCUUGUGGGGAACUUGGGGUUAACUGUGGAAACCAUUCCACACAAACACAGUCGUCACAAUAUUCUGAGUUUGUCGGAUCGACAGCUGCAGUGGUGCUUCUGUCAGAUAAUCAGAUUAUAGUAGCUAAUUGCGGAGACUCGGGUGUUGUUCUGGCUAACAAUGGAAAUACUGUUCCACUCACCCAUCCUCAUAAGCCUGACCGUCCGGACGAAUGGGCAAGGAUUGAAGAACUUGGAGGACCAAUAAGUAGAUCUACUGAUGGGAGAGUCAAGAUCGAUGAUCAUUUGCUAACCACCACUCGCGCAAUUGGAAAUAGGCAUCUAAAAGAGUAUCUCAUUCCGGACCCGGACGUUACCUUGAGAACGAGGGAUUCUAAAGAUGAGUUCUUAAUCAUUGCUAGUGCUGGGUUCUGGGAUGUUGUUUCAACCGACACGGCUUGUCAUGUGGCUCGGGGUUGUUUCCGCCACUCCCAUCCACCUUACUAUGCUAAUGCCGACGAUGCAAAUGGUGAGCCUCAUCAUUUUGACACUCUAGUACCAUCUCUGUCCUUGAUGUAUCCAUCACCAAGUGCAACAGCAACCGCAAUACUUUCCCGUAUAGCUGGUAUACGAGGAAGUGAAGAUAAUAUAAGCGUUAUUGUUAUUGAUCUCAUGAACAAUCGGUCUUGA
Molecule: messenger RNA, 966 nt
Organism: Daucus carota subsp. sativus
Lineage: Eukaryota; Viridiplantae; Streptophyta; Magnoliopsida; Apiales; Apiaceae
Product: probable protein phosphatase 2C 75
Exons: 4
Coding region: 1-966 (321 amino acids)
Biological process (GO): peptidyl-threonine dephosphorylation
Cellular component (GO): nucleus
Molecular function (GO): protein serine/threonine phosphatase activity
Source: RefSeq, a predicted model, not a curated record